GUUUGCCGAGCGUCGCGGCGCACGCCGGCCAGUCAAUCAGCGGCAGAGCUGAGGAGGGCACAGCCGCGCAGCCGAGGGCAGAGUUAGCCGAGCCGUGCCGAUCCAGGCGAGCGGACCAAGCGCCGGGCAGCCCGAGCAGCGCGCUGCGAACGCCUGCCACUUUCCACUCCUUCCCUGCGUCUCUGCCCCGCCGGCCAGGCAGCCCUCCGGGUCCGCUGUCCCCCGCGGAGCCCCGAGGUCACCGGCCCGCGCCUCCGCGUCCCUGGGCAGCGUGCCGCCUCGGUUCCCUCCUCCUCCUCCUCCCCCCCGGGCGGGCGCCUGGCACCGGGAACCGUUGCCCGACGCGUGAGGCCCAGCUCCAGUUUUCGCCCCGCGUCUCCUCCUACUCCUCCUCCAACUCCCAACUCCUUCGCCCGUGCGCUUCACUCGCGAGCCCGGACUCCGCGGCCCCCUGCACGCGCGCCCUUAGCGCCGCUUCCCGUCUGGUCUUAAAGGUGGGAGCGCGCGCUUCCUGGCCCGCACCAUGGCACGGCUUGGCUUGCCCGCGCUCCUCUGCACCCUGACCAUGCUCAGUGCCGCGCUGUUGGCUGCCGAGCUCAAGUCGAAAAGUUGCUCGGAAGUGCGACGUCUCUAUGUGUCCAAAGGCUUCAACAAGAACGAUGUCCCCAUCCAAGAGAUCAAUGGUGAUCAUUUGAAGAUCUGUCCCCAGGGUUAUACCUGCUGCUCUCAAGAGAUGGAGGAAAAGUACGGUCUGCAAAGUAAAGAUGAUUUCAAAAAUGUUGUCAGCGAGCAGUGCAAUCAUUUGCAAGCCGUCUUUGCUUCCCGCUAUAAGAAGUUUGAUGAAUUCUUCAAAGAACUACUUGAAAAUGCAGAGAAAUCCCUGAAUGAUAUGUUUGUGAAGACAUAUGGCCGCUUAUACAUGCAAAAUUCUGAGCUAUUUAAAGAUCUCUUUGUAGAGUUGAAGCGCUACUAUGUGGCGGGAAAUGUGAACCUGGAAGAAAUGCUAAAUGACUUCUGGGCUCGCCUUCUGGAGCGGAUGUUCCGCCUGGUGAACUCCCAGUACCACUUUACCGACGACUAUCUGGAAUGUGUGAGCAAAUACACAGAGCAGCUGAAGCCCUUUGGCGACGUACCUCGCAAACUGAAGCUACAGGUCACUCGUGCAUUCGUAGCAGCCCGCACUUUUGCUCAAGGCUUGGCAGUUGCAAGAGAUGUAGUGAGCAAAGUCUCCGUGGUAAAUCCCACAGUCCAGUGUACCCAGGCCUUGUUGAAGAUGAUCUACUGCUCCCACUGCCAGGGUCUUGUGAGUGUGAAGCCAUGUUACAACUACUGCUCCAACAUCAUGAGAGGCUGCCUGGCCAACCAAGGGGACCUCGAUUUCGAGUGGAACAAUUUCAUAGAUGCUAUGCUUUUGGUGGCAGAGAGGCUGGAGGGUCCUUUCAACAUUGAAUCUGUCAUGGACCCCAUCGAUGUAAAGAUUUCUGACGCUAUCAUGAACAUGCAGGAGAACAGUAUGCAAGUGUCUCAGAAGGUUUUCCAGGGCUGCGGCUCCCCCAAGCCUCUCCCAGCAGGCCGAGUUUCUCGUUCCAUCUCCGAAAGUACCUUCAGUGCUCGCUUCAGACCCUAUCACCCUGAGGAACGUCCCACCACGGCAGCUGGCACAAGUUUGGACCGACUGGUUACUGAUGUCAAGGAGAAACUGAAACAGGCCAAGAAGUUCUGGUCCUCCCUUCCUAGCAACGUUUGCAAUGAUGAGAGGAUGGCUGCGGGAAAUGGCAAUGAGGAGGAGUGCUGGAACGGAAGAGGCAAAAGCAGGUACCUGUUUGCAGUGACAGGAAAUGGAUUAGCCAACCAGGGCAAUAACCCAGAGGUCCAGGUCGACACCAGCAAACCGGACGUACUGAUCCUGCGUCAAAUCAUGGCUCUUCGUGUUAUGACCAGUAAAAUGAAGAAUGCAUACAAUGGGAAUGAUGUGGACUUCAUUGAUAUCAGUGAUGAAAGCAGUGGAGAAGGAAGUGGAAGUGGAUGCGAGUAUCAGCAGUGCCCUUCGGAGUUUGAGUACAACGCGACUGACCACACUGGGAAGACCGCCAGUGAUAAAAAAGCAGCCGAUGGCGCUGGUGCCCGCCUUGGGGCACAGCCCUACCUCCUCACUGUCUUCUGCAUCUUGUUCCUGGUUAUGCAGAGAGAGUGGAGAUAAUUCUCAAAGUUGAAGGAAAAAAAAAAGUUCAUCAAAAAGUUAAAAGGCACUGGUUAUCACUUUUAUACCAUCCUAGUGACUUUGCUUUUUAAAUGAAUGGACAACAAUGUACAGUUUUUACUAUGUGGCCACUGGUUUAAAAAAUGCUGACUUUUGUUUUUUCAUUCAGUUUUGGGAGAAAGAAGGGAUUCAUACGUUAAGUUGGUUCCUGCUCCCCCAGACUCAUGUUAAACGUGGCUAAUAGUGUAGGUACAGAACUGUAGUUACUUGUGCAUUUGUGAUUUUAUCACCCUUUUGUUUGUUUGUUUCUUUGUUGUUUCAUUUUGUUUGUGGGGUUUUUUUUCCAGUUACGAUCUUACCUUGUUUCUUACAAGAAAACCAGGGUCCUUUCUUGGCAUGUAACAUGUACGUAUUUCUGAAAUAUUAAAUAGCUGUACAGAAGCAGGUUUUAUUUAUCAUGUUAUCUUAUUAAAAGAAAAAGCCCAACAAGCCGUAAAAUUUCCAUUUAUCACUGUUAUUUUCGUUGCCUUAUCGGGCAAGAAGUAGAGGUGAUUUUGUUUUUGAUUUUUAUUAUUAAGUGAGAACAGAAUGUGAAGGCACAAGCAGGCUUCUGAGCCACUUGCCAGAUUGUAUUCAAGCAUUAACGCAAGAAGAAGGUUAUAUACUUCAUUUAAAGCUGGUGAUUGGAAGAGACUGCAGACUACUCAUUUUGGUUGAGUUCAAUUGGCAUAAGCUAGGAUCACAUAUCAGUCCAUUUCUUCAGCCUGCUUUUGCUUCAAGUGUAACCCAUUUAGGAAGAUUCUCGAUUCAGACUGCCUUCAAAGAUAUAAGGCAAUCAAAAUGUCACAGCUGUUCACACAUUCACACUUAGUUUGGGCAUGUUUUUUGUUUUGUUCUGGUUUUAACUGGCAAGUUAGUAAGCCACUUUCUGCUGGUCUUCAUGUCCACAUUGAUCCAGAGAUAAGUAACCAAUAGUCUCAUUUGAUCCUCCUUAUUACAGUGGUCCAGAUUUCAAAUCCCCCCAAUGCACCGGGAGCUGUCUGGGGACUAGCCAAGAAUUGGGAUACAGCCUGGGCUCAAGGAAUAGCUGUCAGCAAGCACAAGCAAAGCUUUUGUCUAUGCAUGUGUCAUUUGCAUUUGUUUUGGGAUCCCAGUUUUUUUUUUUUUUUUUUUUUUAAUUACAGGCUGUCUUAUUUGAGUCUUUUCCUUAUCCAACCCCCUCUGAUCCGAAAGGCCAAGGACUUGGUGUGGUUCACAGCUGUAUGCUACCUUAUCAGCCAAGAAACUCACUUGGGGAGAACUGCAUGUCCAGAUUUUCUCCUGCGUUGUUUUUAUUUUAUUUUUAUUUUUUGGGUGGGGGGCUGUGGGGAAGAGGGAUGGGGGUUAGAUAGAGCUGAGAAGACUACAUCUUAAUGGGGACCCUUAGCCGCAUGGGGGAACUGGUGAAGGCCGUAUCUGUUGUCCCAGGCCAAAGACUUAACAACUGCCUUGGCCCCUGUGGAACCCUUUCCUUGUCUCCAUACCAAAUGACAGCUCAUAAAAUUAUGAGGAUGUAACGAAUCACUUUAAAAGGAGUUACCAAAAGCCUUUAGAAAAGACUAAAAUUCUGCAAGUCUCUUCCUGCUUUAGAAAGCCAUUGAGAGCCCAGUAAUUCUACAGAAGUUAAAACCCACAGAGAAGUUGUUUUUGUUACUGUUCAAUCUUCAGUUGUAAGAGUAAUUCUCUAUUUUUAUAUUGAAGCAUAAUUACUUGAUAGCUCAGGGUCUACAAUUCAUUCAAUUUUUUACACCAAAUUCUGCAGAAUGGUCAAAAUGGAAUUUGGGGGGCUGUUGUAAACAGAGGCUUAAUUUUAUUAGAAGUAGCCAGUUAUUUAUUAAAGCAUGAUGUUACUAAAAUAGGCAUAUUCUGGCUGGUGUGUAUGAGUGUGGUUUUUUAAAAAUAAAUCACAGAAAACAUAAAAUUGAAAAGGUACACCAUUUAUGUAUGAGGAAAAAUGGAUUGUAAAUAGCUAAGCUGCCUUGUGAGAACUUGGAAAAUGUGCUGAUACUUAGUAACUACCUCAGUUGUAAGGAAUUUCCUUUUUAGCUUAGAUUGCUAUUACUUUUACUUGGUAGAAAUGAAUCUGGUCUCCAAAAUGUGACUCAAAGAGUUAUCCCCGUAGACCUUGUUAGAUUGUUUUUAAUUUAAAACCUUGAACUCUGCCCAGCUGGUUUCUUUCAGUCAAGUUCUCUAAACCAAUAACAUUUUCCGAAUUAAAUAUUCUUGAAAGUU
Choloepus didactylus (southern two-toed sloth) is the source of this 4471-nucleotide messenger RNA. RefSeq names its product glypican 4 (gene GPC4). The record is from RefSeq and is a predicted model, not a curated record. Gene Ontology annotation, cellular component: extracellular region; synapse; cell surface. Gene Ontology annotation, biological process: cell migration; regulation of protein localization to membrane; regulation of signal transduction. NCBI's taxonomy places the organism in Eukaryota, Metazoa, Chordata, Mammalia, Pilosa, Megalonychidae. The transcript has 9 exons. Bases 524 to 2200 code for a protein of 558 amino acids.